AUGGCAGCAUUUAUGUUGUGUUGGAUCCCAUACUUUGUGCUUUUUAUGGUCAUAGCAUUUUGCCAAGACUGCUUUAACCACAAUUUUCACAUGUUUACUAUUUGGCUGGGUUACAUCAAUUCAACCCUGAACCCUCUGAUCUAUCCCUUGUGUAAUGAGAAUUUCAAAAAGACAUUUAAAAAGAUAUUUCAUGUUAAGUUAAACUGUGGUAUUUGCGAAAAGGAAAAGUUUACAAUGUGCAGCUAUAAAUGA
Staurois parvus is the source of this 252-nucleotide messenger RNA. The record is from the annotation of a GenBank genome assembly. NCBI's taxonomy places the organism in Eukaryota, Metazoa, Chordata, Amphibia, Anura, Ranidae.